Lactuca virosa is the source of this 717-nucleotide messenger RNA. NCBI's taxonomy places the organism in Eukaryota, Viridiplantae, Streptophyta, Magnoliopsida, Asterales, Asteraceae. The record is from the annotation of a GenBank genome assembly.
AUGACAGGAUCAGGCUCUCCUUGUGGUGCUUGCAAGUUCUUAAGAAGGAAAUGCGUAAGGGGUUGUGUUUUUGCCCCUUAUUUUUGCCAUGAACAAGGUGCUGCCCAUUUUGCAGCCAUUCACAGGGUAUUUGGUGCCAGCAAUGUCUCUAAACUCCUUGCUCACCUUCCUGUCAGUGGACGAUGUGAAGCAGCCAUUACCAUCGCCUAUGAAGCUCAAGCUAGGGUUCAAGAUCCCAUUUAUGGCUGCGUUUCACAUAUCUUCGCGCUACAACAACAGGUGGUUAGUUUACAAUCCCAACUAGCUUUUUUAAAAGAGCAGGCAGCUCAAACCUUAGUCAAUGGCUCCAGUUGUUCAAACUAUCCUACCAACGACAAUCGACCUAACGGAGGACAUCCUUCUUACACAACUCCACAAGACAUCCAGACUAAUUGGUUACAACAAUCAGAACAAUCAUCGUGCAUAAAUAUACCCCAAUUUGAUAAAAAUUCAAGCACCAACAAUAUGAAUGAGCCCAUGAAUUUCAACUUCAUGGGAAAUCAACACUGCCAGAAUUCGCUUCUUAAGGAAGAAGAUGGGUCGUUUUCCAGCUUCCACGAAGGUUCAAGUUACUCCAUUGAUUCUUUGGACAUGCAAAUAAGCCAUAACAAAGAAUGGUUUUUCCAAGAGAAAACAGAAGAUCUUCACUCAAUUGCUUUCGGGUGUAUUCAACAUUAG